Messenger RNA from Pseudoliparis swirei, 1158 nucleotides. RefSeq names its product S100 calcium binding protein V2 (gene s100v2). NCBI's taxonomy places the organism in Eukaryota, Metazoa, Chordata, Actinopteri, Perciformes, Liparidae. The transcript has 3 exons. The record is from RefSeq and is a predicted model, not a curated record. Bases 167 to 475 code for a protein of 102 amino acids.
CGCUGCCAGGGGCGUCUGUCUGUCUGUCGGUCAUACUGUCUGCCUGUCUGUCUGUCUGUGGGUCGGUCAUACUGUCUGUCGGUCUGUCGGUUACUCGCCACCAACACAAGCAGCAACGGCAGCGAGGCAGACAGCAGGAAGAACAGCGAGCAGAGAAACAGUCGACAUGUCUCAGCACUCAGACCUGGAGAAGGCCAUCGACACGCUGGUCACCCAGUUCCACUCUGCUUCAGCUGACAAUGCUCCAACUCUGAAAACCGAUGAAUUCAAAGGUCUUCUGUCCUCCCAGAUGCCUAAUCUGGUGAAGAUCCCUUCAGACGACGUGUUCGGGGACAUCCUGCGGAAGAUGGGCGUGGGUGACGGCGAGGGCGUCUCUUUCAAGCACUUCUGGACCCUGAUCCAGUCCGUGGCCACCAAACAACAGAACUUCCUCAGCGAGCAGAUGGGCUCCUCAUGCAGCUGCGUCGUCCUGUAGUGCCCACUCUGUGCAACACGGCGCCCCGUUUAGCUAACGUAACAAUGUGCUCAUCACUUUCCUCCAACGGUGUCAGACAGAAUACAAAGUAUCGUACAAUAAAGCAAGCCGUUUCUAACCUUUGUGACUCCAACAUCACAUUUUAAAUGUUGUGAUCUCUCAUCUUCUGCCAGGAUGCUGCCCAGUUUGCAUCAGUUGAAGUUCAAAUUCUCACAUUGUCCCAAAUCUGCAUGUUAUUAUAUUUUUUUAACUACAAUUUCAACAUCAUACAUUAAAAUAAUGUGAUACUCAAGCUGUAUGAGUGUACCAUCAGUCAGAGUUGAUCCAUAGGAACAUGGAGGAGGAACCUCCAGUAGCUUUAACACAUUUUGAGUUUCUUUCUUUCUUUGUGCAGAAGUGCCUCCAAUUCACAGCUUCUGUUAUCGUCUUAGCAAUGGCACAUUCAAAUAUGGAACCUUGUCUAUAAAUAUAUGACACUAAUCUGAAUUUGACAUUGUGUGUCUACCUUGGAUAGAUACUAAAUGUCGGUAUAUUUGACACCUUAAAUGUUGUGCUUUGUGCAGUAAUGCUUCACACUGUGUACGCCUGCAUUUUCUAUGUAUUUAUAUUUUGUAAGUCUCUGUAUUCUGACCUGUGUGACACCUAAAGAAAAAUGAUGUAAUAAACAUACAAAGAAAUCAUUA